CGUCUUCGCGCCUGCGCAGUGUUGACAAGGACAAGGUCGCGGCAGCAGUUAGCCAUUAGCUGUCAACAUGAUGUCGCUUGCUGCCCGCUCGGGGGUUUUUUCUCCUUAUUUGCAGGCUACAGCUUUCACAGUUACAAGUCCUUUGAAAGCCGGCAUACCCGGAGUGGCUCUAAAGGGAGAACAGGUUUUGUUGGACCCGAAAAUGAAGCUCCUGUGCCGGGGAUCUCUGAGCGGUCAAAGCCCAAAGACAGGAUCUGCUGUGAGGGUUAGUCUCAGUGCUCCUGCAGGAGUCAGGUUUGCCCACACAGACAUCAGGGUGCCAGACUUCAGCGAAUACAGGCGUCAAGACGUGCUCGACCCCCACAAGCCUGCUGAAGAAAGCAACGAGCCAAGAAAAGCCUUCUCAUACAUGAUCACAGCCGCCAGCUCUGUGGUCGCUGUGUAUUCUGCGAAGACGAUCGUCACACAGUUUGUUUCCAGCAUGGGCGCCGCAGCCAACGUGCUGGCUCUGGCAAAGAUCGAAGUCAAGUUGUCCGAGAUCCCAGAAGGCAGCAACAUCACGUUUAAGUGGCGAGGCAAACCGCUGUUCGUCCGCCACCGUACUGAAAAGGAGAUCGCCAUAGAGGCUGCGGUCAACAUCGCCCAGCUGCGUGAUCCUCAGCACGACAAGGACCGAGUCAUCGACCCCAAAUGGCUCAUCAUGCUCGGGGUGUGCACACAUCUGGGUUGUGUCCCCAUUGCGUUUGCUGGAGAUUACGGCGGUUACUACUGCCCCUGCCACGGCUCCCACUACGAUUCCUCAGGCCGCAUCAGGAAAGGCCCCGCCCCUCUGAACCUGGAGGUUCCCCACUACGAGUUUAUUGAUGCGGACACUGUGGUUGUGGGCUGAAGGUCUCGGAGUGCUGACAUCGUAUCUGUGGUCUCAGUGUCAGUCUGCUUGCUUGGGAAAAUAUUUUGCAUCAUUUUCCUUCAGUUUGAUAAGUUGGAAUGUUCAGCAGCUUCCAGGAAUUCACA
Thalassophryne amazonica is the source of this 1014-nucleotide messenger RNA. RefSeq names its product cytochrome b-c1 complex subunit Rieske, mitochondrial (gene uqcrfs1). The record is from RefSeq and is a predicted model, not a curated record. The transcript has 2 exons. Gene Ontology annotation, biological process: mitochondrial electron transport, ubiquinol to cytochrome c. The coding region runs from base 68 to 889 and encodes 273 amino acids. Lineage: Eukaryota; Metazoa; Chordata; Actinopteri; Batrachoidiformes; Batrachoididae. Gene Ontology annotation, cellular component: membrane. Gene Ontology annotation, molecular function: 2 iron, 2 sulfur cluster binding; quinol-cytochrome-c reductase activity.